AUGGAUCACGAAAAACCACAGGCUGUGUAUCCACAAGUUUACGAGUAUGAAGCAACUCCAACGCAGACUACCGCCAGUCCAGAGCCCAUGAUGCGACCCCCUUCCAUUGACGAGCUUGAAUAUGUGGAAGAUCGUAGGGAGAGGCGGGGUGACUCGCUGUGGAGGGUGUUGAAGGAAAGACAUGUCAGCAUGAUUGCGUUUUCUGGAACGAUUGGAAAUGGAUUGUUUCUUGGUAGUGGCCGUUCUCUGGCAUCUGCUGGACCUGGUGGCGCUGUCUUGUCGUACAUUCUGGUUGGAACCGUUAUUUCGUCCGUUAUCAGCUGUCUCGGAGAAAUGACUGCAUUGAUGCCUGUGAAUGCUCCUGUAAUGGAAUUCCCGCGACGCUAUCUUGAUCGGGGUGUUGGUUUUGCUGUCGGAUGGGUAUAUUGGUUCGCUUACGCUAUUCUCGCUGCCGACGAAAUUGUUGCAGUUGCUAACACGGUUGCGUUUAAAUACGAUGAUGGUAGAACAUACAUUAAUUGGGUCGUUGGAGGAGAAGUCGACGCUGCUGUCUGGAUCGCCCUUUUCCUCGUCAUAGUCGUUGCUAUAAAUAUGCUUCCGGUGAAGUACUUUGGAGAAUUCGAGUACGUUUUCGGUUGCUUCAAAUUGAUGUUCAUCGUCAUGCUCAUCGUGUUGAUGGUGUGUUUGGAUACUAUGCAACCGCGCAAGGGUGCAUACUAUGAUCAAGUUGUUGGCCCCAAAAAUUGGAAGGCCCCAUACACUUUCUUUAACAAACGGUACCGAGUGAGGAAUAAUGAUGGAACUCAGCGGUUUAUCGAGGGACAAAUUGGCAGCUUUUUGGGCAUCUGGACGACAUUUGUUAAUAUAAUGUUCGCUUACAUCGGAAUGGAUAUUGUUGCCGCGACCGCCGCCGAGAGCACUUCACUUGCAGACGCCGAGAGUAUGAAGAUGGCGGCCAGGAAGACAAACAUCAGAAUCGUCACACUGUAUUCGCUUGCAGUGUUAACAGCUUCGUUUAUGGUGCCAAUGGAUCACCCAUUUAUCAAUGGAGGAGGACAGUCAGUUGGAUCCCACUCGGUCUUUCUAAUCGCUGUUGUUGAAGCUGGCUUGCCAAUGGCUGCUCACUUCUUCAACGCUGUUUUCGUGUUCUCUUCGUUCACUUGUGCCAUUAACUCGCUAUAUGUUGCUUCAAGAGUUUUACAUACGCUGGCACUACGUGAACAAACUGGCCCGGAUUUCAUCACCUUGCGCUUGCAGCACACUCGAUCUGGCGUUCCUGUAAGAGCAGUUCUUGUGACGGCUGGCAUGAUGUUAAUCGGAUUUAUGGGGCGAACAGGAUCUCCUGGAGAGAGAUUGGGCGAGUUGGCAUCGAAUUGCACAGUCUCUUGCUUGAUUGUUUACACGGUCAUAUGCGCAACGUAUCUAUCAUUCUUCAAAACACUCGGAGAUGCCAAGUUGUAUGGUAAUGCUUCGGAAGCUCAGACUGCCAUGUACGACAGAGAUAACCCACGAUAUCCUUACAAGUCUCACGGACAAUGGCUGAAAGCCUGCUACGGACUCGUUUCGUGUCUUUUGCUUGUUACUUUCAAUGGAGUAGGAGCAUUUCUCGAGAAGCCAUUUGAUGUUCGCAGGUUCAUUGCUUCGUACAUCAGUGUUCCUGUGUUUAUACUUCUGCUAGUAGGCUACAAAAUUGGAAAGCACGGAUUUAGAUUUUCUCAAUGGGGACCAGAAAGAUCGAACGAUCUGCGAAACUGUAUUCAAGCAACAUCCGAAGUGAGAAAGGGUCGACUAGAAUUUCCCGAUGAGGGAUUUACAAAAGAAAACGGGCGUACAUUUGUUGAUUGGAUCUGGCGCCACGGACCGCCUGUCCGCUGA
This is a messenger RNA of Glarea lozoyensis ATCC 20868, 1875 nucleotides long. RefSeq names its product proline-specific permease. Gene Ontology annotation, biological process: amino acid transmembrane transport. The transcript is spliced from 13 exons. Gene Ontology annotation, molecular function: amino acid transmembrane transporter activity. The record is from RefSeq and is a predicted model, not a curated record. The coding region runs from base 1 to 1875 and encodes 624 amino acids. Lineage: Eukaryota; Fungi; Ascomycota; Leotiomycetes; Helotiales; Helotiaceae. Gene Ontology annotation, cellular component: membrane.